GGCAUCUCCGUCAUCAGCCACAUCAUUUUCAGAACUUCAGCCACGUUGUGGAGCGUAUUCCUUCGCUCGCUGUCACGCUUGGAGGUCUCAUUUCAUUUCCUCUCGCGCAUUCGAGAGAGCACUUUCAUUUCUCACAUCAGAGAGCCUCACUCUCAUUUCUCUCCAUUUCGGUUUCCUGGCGUCUUCCUUCUCGAGAGACAUCUCCUCGUCGCACGUCGUUCAUCAUCACGGCAAGGCUUCUUCACUCACAGAAUCAUCUCUAUUUCCUCUAUCCUUCAUUUUUCACCGAAUCAUUCAUAGAGCUAAACCCUCUGUUGGGGUUUCUUUUCCUUUUCACCAUUUCCCUUCGAUUCCACCGAUUAAAACCUUGUUUUCACCAUUAGAAACAUUUUCCACCGAUUCAACUUUGAUUUACACCGAUCAAUCGGUCCAGAAUAGGUUUCCUUCUUCUUCUAGGGUUUCUAUCAAGUUUAAUCCUUUGUUUCAUGUUCUUCUUCGAGUUUUUGUCAUAUUUUCGCUACGUCUUCUCUUUGGAAGAAGCUUCGAGGAUUCGCGUCGCACCUACAGUCAUCUUCUCAGAGCUGCUCUUCCAACCGUAGUUAUAGUUCACAUUCUUCUCUACCCCUACUUGAACACUGAUGCGGGGACAAUGUCUCCUUUCGAGCAUGCGGAGGUUUUCGUCUUAGAUGAUAGCGGAGAGUUUGUUAUUGAGAAGGAGAGAAGAGGAGAUUAUGAAAGAGGAGAGGUCAAGCUCGGGCAGCCUUGGGGGAGUUUGUUGAGGGUUUAGCAUUAUCUUCAAUUGGUGAAUAUAAGAAAGCUGAGGAUGCACAUCUAAAAUCACUUCAAAUUGAUAGAAAUUUUCUUGAAGCAUGGGCACACCUGACUCAGAACAUGAGGUUUUUGGCAGUUCUAUCAAGAUAUAUCGAAGCCAACAAAAGCUCAAGAAUGUCUAAGUCAGAUGUUGCAAAUUGAUGGAAGGUUUUCCAGAGCUCAUCAUUUGCGUGGCCUUUUGUUCCAUGCAAUGGGACAACAUAGGAAGGCGAUCAAUGAUUUGUCAAUGGGUUUGAGCGUUGAUGGUGCCAAUGUUGAGUGUUUAUAUUUGCGAGCUUCAUGCUACCAUGCUCUUGGACAAUACAAAGAGGCGGUCAAGGAUUAUGAUGCUGCUCUGGAUUUGGAAUUGGACUCAAUGGAUAAGUUUGUGCUUCAGUGCCUUGCCUUCUACCAGAAAGAGAUUGCUCUUUACACUGCUUCAAAAUUUAACGGUGAGUUUUGCUGGUUUGACAUUGAUGGGGAUAUUGAUCCACUUUUUAAGGAGUACUGGUGCAAGAGGUUACAUCCCAAAAAUGUAUGUGAAAAGGUUUACCGCCAACCUCCUUUGCGUGAGUCUUUAAGAAAGGGAAAGCUUAGAAAGCAAGAAUUAGUUCUUACAAAGCAGAAGGGUGCUCUUAUACAGGCUGCAGAUUUCAUUGGCAAGAAAAUCCAAUAUGAUUGUCCUGGUUUCCUACCUAACAGGCGUCAGCAUCGUAUGGCAGGAUUUGCUGCUAUAGAAAUUGCUCAAAAGGUCUCUAAGGCUUGGCGUGCCCUUCAAACGGAAUGGAAAUAUUCUAAUAAAAACAACUCAAACUCAAAGAGUGGCAGAAGGGCAAGGAGAAGGGAAAGAAUUAAUAUGCCCAGUCAGAAUAGGGGAGGUGCGGGUUGUAGCACAAGUAGUACCUCCGAAACAUCUCCUUCACAUGGCAUUGUAGAUGAUAGAUCAUCCAGCUGUUCAAUAUCAUGGCAAGAUAUUUAUUCAAUAGCUGUUAGAUGGAGACAAAUUUCUGAGCCUUGUGACUCUGUUGUGUGGGUGAACAAGCUAAGUGAAGAGUUUAAUUCUGGGUUUGGUUCUCACACACCCAUGAUCCUGGGACAAGCCAAAGUUGUGCGUUACUUUCCUAACUGUGAAAGGACUUUAAAUAUUGCGAAGACUGUCAUAAAAGAGAAAUCACACGUCUACAGCAAGACAGAUCAUAUCAUUCGUCUCUCCAAAGAUGGGAAAUUGGAUGAGGUCACGCAUGCCAAUUCUAUCUCUGAUCUUUAUAAUGCUAUUGGUGAGGAUUUCUGGUCAUCUACGUGGUGUAACAGUGCUGCAUUUGAAGGGAAACAACUUGAGGGAACAAGAAUAACACUUGUAAAAACGGGGGAGCAUGGUUUUGACUUUGCAAUUAGAACACCUUGUACACCCGCUAGAUGGGAGGAUUAUGAUGCAGAAAUGGCAAUGGCAUGGGAAGCUCUCUGCAAUGCUUACUGUGGUGAAAAUUAUGGGUCUACUGAUUUUGAUGCGCUCGCAAAUGUGAGAGAUGCAAUUUUAAGGAUGACAUAUUAUUGGUAUAACUUUAUGCCACUGUCCAGAGGAUCUGCUGUAGUCGGAUUUGCAGUCAUGCUGGGUUUGUUCCUUGCUGCUAAUAUGGAGUUCACAGGAAGCAUCCCACAAGGUUUGCAGGUUGAUUGGGAAGCCAUUUUGAGCUUGGAUCCAAAUUCCUUUGUGGAUUCUGUCAAAAGUUGGCUAUACCCAUCUCUGAAGGUAACAACCUCAUGGAAAGACUAUCAUGACGUAGCAUCAACGUUUGCAACAACAGGGUCGGUUGUUGCUGCCUUGAGCUCUUUUGAUGAUUGAACUCCUUGAAAUAACGGCCAGGUUUCAGUAUGUUUCGCCUAUCUACUACAUUACUGCUGGUUUUUCACAAGCUUCGGAAAAUGCAACAGAACUAUUGAUUAAAAGCUGACCCUUACUAACUGAUCUUCCUCUUAAGGCUCAAUCUUUGUGCCGCUUUUUAAAUUGUAAUAAUAUAUGUUAACCUUUGUACAAUCUUGUAAAUUAUGGCAUUGGAUGAUUAGAUAACCAUUUAUCUUUUCAUUCUAA
Vigna umbellata (rice bean) is the source of this 2899-nucleotide messenger RNA. NCBI's taxonomy places the organism in Eukaryota, Viridiplantae, Streptophyta, Magnoliopsida, Fabales, Fabaceae. The record is from RefSeq and is a predicted model, not a curated record.